UUCAAAAAUAACAGUACGAGUCUUCAUCUACGUUUCUGUUCUCUUUAGGUGCAAUGUGAAAUCUGUUGACCUCUGAUAAACUGUACAUUCAGACGUAAAAACCAUGGCGAUUCCAAUGGAGAGCCAGCUUCAGAGUAUAUUCGAGGAUGUGGUGAAGACUGAAGUGAUUGAAGAGGCGUUUGCAGGCAUGUUUAUGGAUACGGAGGAGGAUGAGAGAACAAAACUCAUUAGCUGUCUGGGUGCCUUCCGUCAGUACUGGAGCACCCUACCACAGGAAUCCCAUGAGCAGUGUGUUCAGUGGAUUGUGAGAUUCAUCCACAGUCAGCACAGUCCUAAACGCAUCUCUUUCCUGUACGACUGCCUGGCCAUGGCUGUGGAGACCAGCCUUCUCACCCCCAGGAUGGUGUGUCAGGCUUUGAUAAGUUCAGAGACUUUGGAAUGGGAGAGAACACAGCUGUGGGCCUUGACUUUCCGACUCAUUCGUAAAAUCAUCGGUGGAGUGGACUACAAGGGAGUGAGAGACCUGCUCAAGGCCGUUCUGGACAAAAUUCAGACCAUCCCUAACUAUGUAAGCUCUGCGGUGGUGCAGCAGCUCUUAGCAGCUCGAGAGGUUGUGGAGUAUAUCCUGGACAGAAAUGCGUGUCUCCUGCCGGCAUACUUCGCUGUGACGGAGAUCCGCAAACUGUAUCCUGAGGGCACACUUUCACACUGGCUCUUGGGCAGCCUGAUAUCUGAUUUUGUGAACAGUUUCCGGCCAACUGCAAGAAUAAACUCCAUUUGUGGGAGAUGUAGCCUUCUUCCAGUGGUCAACAACUCUGGAGCCAUCUGUAACUCAUGGAAACUGGACCCCACCUCUCUACGCUUCCCUCUUAGAGGAAUGCUCCCUUAUGAUAAGGACCUGUUUGAACCCCAGACGGGGCUUCUACGAUACGUGCUGGAGCAGCCUUACUCCAGAGACAUGGUCUGCAAUAUGCUAGGGCUAAACAAACAGACCUUGAACAUUGCUCAGCAUAAGCAGCGCUGUCCGGUUCUGGAGGACCAGCUGGUGGACCUGGUGGUGUACGCGAUGGAGCGUUCGGAGACGGAGGAGCAGUUUGACGACGGAGGCACCAGUCAGCUGCUCUGGCAGCAUCUCUCCAGCCAGCUCAUCUUUUUCGUGCUCUUCCAGUUCGCCAGCUUCCCACACAUGGUCCUGUCACUCCAUCAGAAGCUUGCUGGCAGAGGUCUAAUAAAAGGCCGAGACCACUUGAUGUGGGUUCUGCUUCAGUUUAUUUCUGGAAGCAUCCAGAAGAACGCCCUGGCAGACUUCCUUCCGGUCAUGAAGCUCUUUGAUCUGCUGUACCCAGAGAAGGAGUGCAUCCCUGUCCCAGAUAUCAACAAGCCUCAGUCCACACACGCCUUCGCCAUGACCUGCAUCUGGAUCCACCUGAAUCGUAAAGCCCAGAACGACAACUCCAAACUACAGAUCCCAAUCCCCCACUCACUGAAACUCCAUCACGAGUUCCUACAGCAGAGUCUGCGUAAUAAGAGUCUUCCAAUGACAGACUAUAAAAUUGCUUUGCUGUGUAAUGCCUACUCCACUAACUCAGAGUGCUUCACCCUGCCCAUGGGCGUCCUGGUGGAGACCAUCUACGGGAACGGCAGCAUGCGCAUCACCUUACCCGGCACCAACUGCAUGGCAUCGGGUUCCGUUACGCCACUACCCAUGAACCUGCUGGACUCCCUCACUGUCCACGCCAAGAUGAGCCUCAUCCACAGCAUAGCCACGCGCGUCAUAAAACUCGCCCACGCCAAAUCGAGCCUGGCUCUGGCCCCUGCCCUGGUGGAGACAUACUCGCGCCUCCUGGUCUACAUGGAGAUCGAAUCUCUGGGAAUCAAAGGCUUUAUCAGCCAGCUCUUGCCCAACGUGUUUAAGUCUCACGCGUGGGGUAUUCUGCAUACCCUGCUGGAGAUGUUUAGCUACAGGAUGCAUCACAUCCAGCCUCACUACAGAGUUCAGCUCCUCAGUCACCUGCACUCCUUGGCCGCUGUGCCCCAGACCAACCAGAACCAGCUCCACCUGUGUGUGGAGAGCACAGCCUUGAGACUGAUCACUGCGUUGGGGAGUUCAGAAGUCCAACCCCAGUUCACCCGUUUCCUUAGUGACCCCAAAACGGUUCUGUCUGCUGAGUCUGAGGAGCUGAACCGUGCUCUCAUCCUUACACUCGCCCGGGCCACACACGUCACAGACUUCUUCACGGGGUCGGACUCCAUCCAGGGGACCUGGUGCAAGGACAUUCUGCAGACCAUCAUGAACUUCACUCCUCACAACUGGGCCUCACACACUCUCAGCUGCUUCCCAGCUCCGCUUCAGGCAUUUUUCAAACAAAACAACGUUCCUCAAGAGAGUCGUUUCAACCUGAAGAAGAACGUGGAGGAAGAGUAUAGGAAGUGGAAAUCCAUGACGAACGAGAACGACAUAAUCACUCAUUUCUCCAUGCAGGGCUCUCCUCCGCUCUUUCUCUGUCUGCUCUGGAAGAUGCUUCUAGAAACAGACCACAUCAACCAGAUUGGCUUCAGGGUGCUCGAGCGGAUCGGCGCCCGAGCUCUUGUGGCUCACGUGCGGACGUUCGCCGACUUUCUGGUUUACGAGUUUUCGACGUCCGCCGGCGGACAACAACUGAACAAGUGUAUCGAGAUUUUGAACGACAUGGUGUGGAAGUACAACAUCGUUACUCUGGACCGUCUCAUCCUCUGUCUGGCAAUGAGAAGUCACGAGGGGAACGAGGCCCAGGUCUGUUACUUCAUCAUCCAGCUCCUGCUGCUCAAGCCAAACGAUUUCCGAAACCGCGUCAGCGACUUCGUCAAAGAGAACGCUCCGGAACACUGGCUACAGAGCGACUGGCACAACAAACACAUGAGCUACCACAAGAAAUACCCAGAGAAGCUUUACUUUGAGGGCUUGGCUGAGCAGGUCAACCCCCCCAUGCAGCUGCAACCGCAGUACCUGCCCAUCUACUUUGGCAAUGUCUGCCUGCGCUUCCUGCCCGUCUUCGACAUCGUUAUCCACCGCUUCCUGGAGCUCCUGCCCGUCUCCAAGUCUCUGGAGACCUUGCUCGAUCACCUGGGUGGGCUUUAUAAGUUUCACGAUCGCCCGGUGACAUAUCUGUACAACACCCUUCAUUACUAUGAGAGGCACCUUCGUGACCGUACCAAUCUGAAGAGGAAGCUUGUUCACGCCAUCAUGAGUUCUCUGAAAGACAACCGCACCCCGGGCUGGUGCCUGAGUGAGACCUACCUCAAAUUCGGCAUGAACCCGCGUGACGACAACAUCUGGGUACCGGACGACACCUACUACUGCAAGCUGAUUGGUCGCCUCGUUGACACCAUGGCAGGCAAAUCUCCCGGCCCUUUUCCCAACUGCGACUGGCGUUUUAACGAGUUCCCCAACCCCGCCGCCCACGCGCUGCAUGUGACGUGCGUGGAGCUGAUGGCGUUGGCAGUGCCAGGGAAGGACGUUGGCAAUGCCCUCCUCAACGUGGUCCUCAAGAGUCAGCCGCUGGUGCCGCGGGAAAACAUCACAGCCUGGAUGAAUGCCAUUGGCCUGGUCAUUACCGCUCUGCCUGAGCCGUACUGGAUAGUGCUCCACGACCGUAUCGUGAGUGUUAUCUCCAGUCCUGCGUUGACCUCAGAGACAGAGUGGGUCGGCUACCCUUUCCAGCUGCUGGACUUCACGGCCUGUCACCAGUCGUACUCGGAGAUGUACUGCAGCUAUGUGCUAGCGCUAGCACACGCCGUCUGGCACCACUCCAGCAUAGGCCAGCUCUCCCUCAUUCCCAAGUUCCUGUCAGAGGUGUUGAAGCCCAUUGUGAGGACAGAGUUUCAGUUGUUGUACGUGUAUCACCUGGUGGGGCCGUUUCUACAGCGCUUCCAACAGGAGAGAACCCGCUGCAUGCUGGAGAUUGGGGUGGCCUUCUACGAGAUGCUUCAAGCUGUGGACCAGCACAGUAAACACUUGGCAUACAUGGACCCCAUCUGUGACUUCCUCUACCACAUCAAAUACAUGUUCACAGGAGACAGUGUCAAGGACCAGGUGGAGAAGAUCAUUUGCACGCUGAGGCCGGCUAUGAAGCUCCGCCUCCGAUUCAUCACCCACAUCAGCAAGAUGGAGCCGGCGGCAACCGUCACUACGGCGACCAGCGCCCCUCAGCCAACCAGCGUGUCUUCCCCCGCCUCCCAGAGUAACGCCGGAACCUCGAACGUCUCUCUCUCUGUGGCACAGUAACAGGGGCUCCAGUUUUCAGCAAAAAAUGUUGAAUUCCAAGCCUCCAUAGCCUUACGAGCUGAUUCGAUUUUUAUUAUUUUUUAACCAUCCAACGCAGGACUGGUUUAUGAAUUUAGAAUCAGGUGCGUGUGCAGUGUUGAGCCACGAAUAGGUAAAAGCAAAGCAACCAUGACUCUCAGAUUUCCAGAGGAUGAAUGACUUGCCUUUGAAUUCAAGACGAUUUUGAUUCCAUCUUGAGUUUACCUCGUGUCCUUAGCUUUUGGCCCAGUUUUCACUGAGACUGUCCAAACAGAAAGAGAAAGCCUGGUGUUCAUUCUCAUUCCGAGGACAAGGGGGGCAACCAAAUCUGGGUCUUUCUGAUGGAUAAGUAUUAAUAGAUAGCACUCAAUUUUUUUGUCAU
Messenger RNA from Chanos chanos (milkfish), 4664 nucleotides. RefSeq names its product mediator complex subunit 23 (gene med23). Lineage: Eukaryota; Metazoa; Chordata; Actinopteri; Gonorynchiformes; Chanidae. The record is from RefSeq and is a predicted model, not a curated record. Gene Ontology annotation, cellular component: mediator complex; transcription regulator complex. Gene Ontology annotation, biological process: regulation of transcription by RNA polymerase II; positive regulation of gene expression. The coding region runs from base 104 to 4264 and encodes 1386 amino acids. The transcript is spliced from 30 exons.